CUCUCAUCUCAUGUGAUCAGUUAUUUUAUCUCUCUUCGAUUUCGUGCUGCUUCUUCUCCUCCUUUUCCUUUUUUCUCUAUCUAUCUAUCUGUCUACUUUCUCUAGAUCCAAACACCCUCUCCUUCCUUCUUUCCUUCCUUCGUACCCUUUCUCCGCAGUUCCGAGUUUCUCCGUGUGGGUUGCUUCUCUCUCUCUCCUCGGCGCGUCCGUUUUCCCGAUCCGAGGAGGAGGUUCUUUCUCGCGCUUUUCUCAUCUUCCAACCCAUUGGAAACCAAAGGGAAGGCAAUGUGAGCAGUUUGUCCCAUAUUCGUGAUUGUUGCUUCCUUCCCCGGCAUUCUGGAUUUAGUUUUCAGGCUGUUCUGUCUCGGUGUAUGCAAAGAUGGGCAAAUGCAACAGUUGUGCAAAGCUUGGAGGAAUGGUGUCCAGGGAUCAAUCCGUUAGUGGCUACCAUUUUGCCAUUCUCUUGUCUCCCGUUGUCUCCUUCUGGGAUUGCAUCGUUCGGAAAAUGAGCAUAGCGGGUAAACCCGUAGUGAGGAAAGUGAAGAAGAAGCAGGUGAAAGGUGAGAUGGACCGCCUCAAACAGGCUGAGAAGAAGAAGAGGCGGCUGGAGAAAGCAUUGGCUACUUCAGCUGCCAUUAGGUCCGAACUGGAGAAGAAGAAGCAGAAGAAGAUAGAAGAACAACAGAGGCUCGAUGAAGAGGGUGCUGCAAUAGCAGAGGCAGUAGCGCUGCACGUUCUGCUUGGCGAGGACUCCACUGAUGAUUCCUGUCAGAUUGUACUACAAAAAGAAGAAGGGUUCGAGUUCAACCCGUGGGAUUGUGCCUCCGGAAAUCUCAAUAUCUACAUGGACAAGAGUGGAGCAUCAUUCCUCCCACAUCAUUACUGCGCCGGCGGGGAUGGUGAAUGGUCGUCGUUCUCUUAUGGCUCCCUUGGUGGAAUGGAUGUACGAGGAUCGUACUUUGGUGAUGAACGUAGCUGGGGAGCUGCAGCGGAGUUCUCGGCUGGUCUUAUUGCGGCUCAGGCUGUUUCUUCUCUACAGAUUGGGGAGGAUGAUGCUGUCGACACAUUCGUCUUGGACGGAAUGCUGAGGAGGUAGAUAGUUAACAUUCACAUUGGAGCAGUGAUUCUCUGGUUUGUCUCUCAAUGGAGUCAAAAGGUCAUUUAGUCCAUCGCUUCAGAAUAAAUGCUUUGUUGUGUGUAUAUAGUUCUCGAGUGUCUUGCUCUCUUGUGUGUCCAGAUGUUCUGGGCUGAACUCCAACAGUUGUUGCACCAUAACACUCAACUGUUUUGAUUUUAGUUUUCUUUGAUCUUUUUUCGGAUAUUUGAGGAUUUAGUUUCUCAUGCUUGUUGUUUCUUGAGAUGUAACAAUUAUGCAAUUUGGCCUUUGGGUUUCUUCUCAAUGUUGAUUGUUGUGUAUUCGAAUUCUUAUAUCGUAACACGAAUGCCAAUUUAGCCCUGGAAAAUUGAAUGAAGUAGUUGGCUGGACAUUAAUGCCUGCAAAA
Messenger RNA from Linum tenue, 1502 nucleotides. NCBI's taxonomy places the organism in Eukaryota, Viridiplantae, Streptophyta, Magnoliopsida, Malpighiales, Linaceae. The record is from the annotation of a GenBank genome assembly.